Molecule: messenger RNA, 831 nt
Organism: Acyrthosiphon pisum (pea aphid)
Lineage: Eukaryota; Metazoa; Arthropoda; Insecta; Hemiptera; Aphididae
Product: transcriptional activator protein CzcR-like
Exons: 2
Coding region: 1-831 (276 amino acids)
Biological process (GO): phosphorelay signal transduction system
Source: RefSeq, a predicted model, not a curated record
AUGCGAAUACUGGUAGUUGAAGACGAUAUCGGCACAGGGGAUUACCUGAAGAAAGGGCUGGGGGAAGCGGGCUACAGCGUCGAUUUGGCGCGCAACGGCACCGACGGGCUGUUUCGCGCGUUGGAGCAGGACUACGAUGCGAUCGUGCUCGAUGUCAUGCUGCCGGGGCUGGACGGUUGGCAGAUCAUCGAGGUAUUGCGCAAGAAAAGCGACGUGCCGAUCCUGUUUCUCACCGCCCGUGAUGGCGUGCAGGAUCGCAUCCACGGCCUGGAGCUGGGCGCGGACGACUAUCUUAUCAAGCCGUUUUCCUUUACCGAGCUGGUGCUGCGUUUACGCACCUUGCUGCGCCGCGGGCCGGCGCGCGAAGCCGAUCAUUACGCCAUCGCCGAUCUGCAGUUGGACGUAUUGCGCCGCCGGGCGGUGCGCCAGGAUCAGAAUAAGAACCAAAAUUGCUUGCCAGAAUGUUUCAAUCAUUUUCAAAAUUGUAGAAUAACAUUAGAUUGUACUGAAAUUUCAUGCGAUAUUCCUAAAUCCCUUUUGGAUCAAAAGCUCACAUAUAGUUCUUAUAAGAAUAAAAAUACAUUGAAAGGGCUUAUUGGAGUAGCUCCUAAUGGUGUUAUUACUUAUGCUAGUAAAUUGUAUCCUGGAUCCACUUCUGAUAAAAAAAUUGUAGGCCACUGUGGAGUAUUAAAUAUAUUAGAACCAGGUGAUUUAGUAUUAGCUGAUAAAGGCUUCCUAAUUUCAGACUUAAUGCCUCCAGAAACUUCCUUAAACAUUCCCCCUUUUCUUAUGUCUCCGCAAUUCACUCCAAGUGAAGUUCUGAAAACAUAG